GGGGUUGUGCUUUUGGCCGAACUAGUAGAAAGGGGCGGGGCCGGCGAGCAGCUCGUGGAGGUACCGAGCGCCUGGGACCGGCGGGCCCGCGGGUGCCUUCCCCGUCCUAGUGGCCGCCGUCGGUCUGCGGGAGGCGGGUUAUGGCGGCGGCGGUAUUGGGCGCUGUGAAUGAAUUCUCCGGGUGGACGAGGGAAGAAAGGCUCCCGCGGCCCCAGCAGCCCGGUGCCUCCCAGGCCUCCGCCCCCCUGCCUGGCCGCCGCCCGUCCCGCCCCCAGGCCGGCCCCUCCGCCCGAGUCGCCGCAUAAGCGAAACCUGUACUACUUUUCCUACCCGCUGUUCGUGGGCUUCGCGCUGCUGCGUUUGGUUGCUUUCCACCUGGGGCUCCUCUUCGUGUGGCUUUGCCAGCGCUUCUCCCGCGCCCUCAUGGCUGCCAAGAGGAGCUCCCGGGCCGCGCCGGCACCAGCCUCGGCCUCGCCGCCGGCGCCAGUGCCUGGCGGGGAGGCCGAGCGCGUCCGAGCCUUCCACAAACAGGCCUUCGAGUACAUCUCCAUUGCCCUGCGCAUCGACGAGGACGAGAAAGCAGGACAAAAGGAGCAAGCUGUGGAAUGGUAUAAAAAAGGUAUUGAAGAACUAGAAAGAGGAAUAGCUGUCAUAGUUACAGGACAAGGUGAACAGUGUGAAAGAGCUAGACGCCUUCAGGCUAAAAUGAUGACUAAUUUGGUUAUGGCCAAGGACCGUUUACAACUUCUAGAGAAGCUGCAACCAGUUUUGCAGUUUUCCAAGUCACAAACGGACGUCUAUAAUGACAGUACUAACUUGACAUGCCGCAAUGGACAUCUCCAGUCAGAAAGUGGAGCUGUUCCAAAAAAAAAAGAUCCCUUAACACACACUAGUAAUUCACUGCCUCGUUCAAAAACAGUUAUGAAAACUGGAUCCACAAGUCUUUCAGGCCAUCACAGGGCACCUAGUUGCAGUGGUUUAUCCAUGGUUUCUGGAAUGAGACAGGGACCUAGUCCUUCAACUGCCAUUCAUAAGAGUACACCAAAACCAAAUAGAACAAACAAACCUUCUACCCCUACAACUGCUGCUCGUAAAAAAAAAGACUUGAAGAAUUUCAGAAAUGUGGACAGCAACCUUGCCAACCUUAUAAUGAAUGAAAUUGUGGACAAUGGGACAGCUGUUAAAUUUGAUGACAUAGCUGGUCAAGAGUUAGCAAAGCAAGCAUUGCAAGAAAUUGUUAUUCUUCCUUCCCUGAGGCCUGAGUUGUUUACAGGGCUUAGAGCACCUGCCAGAGGAUUGUUACUCUUUGGUCCUCCUGGAAAUGGGAAAACAAUGCUGGCUAAAGCAGUAGCUGCGGAAUCUAAUGCAACAUUCUUUAACAUAAGUGCUGCAAGUUUAACCUCAAAAUAUGUGGGAGAAGGAGAGAAAUUGGUGAGAGCUCUUUUUGCUGUGGCUCGAGAACUUCAACCUUCUAUAAUUUUUAUAGAUGAAGUUGAUAGCCUUUUGUGUGAAAGAAGAGAAGGAGAACAUGAUGCUAGUAGACGUCUAAAAACUGAAUUUCUAAUAGAAUUUGAUGGUGUACAAUCUGCUGGAGAUGACAGAGUGCUUGUAAUGGGUGCAACUAACAGGCCGCAAGAGCUUGAUGAGGCUGUUCUCAGGCGUUUCAUCAAACGGGUAUAUGUGUCUUUGCCAAAUGAGGAGACACGACUACUUUUACUUAAAAACCUGUUAUGUAAACAAGGAAGCCCAUUGACCCAAAAAGAACUAGCCCAACUUGCUAGAAUGACUGAUGGCUACUCAGGAAGUGAUCUAACAGCUUUGGCAAAAGAUGCGGCACUGGGUCCUAUUCGAGAACUAAAACCAGAACAAGUGAAGAAUAUGUCUGCCAGUGAGAUGAGAAAUAUUCGAUUAUCUGACUUCACUGAAUCCUUGAAAAAGAUAAAACGCAGUGUGAGCCCUCAAACCUUAGAAGCAUACAUACGUUGGAACAAGGACUUUGGAGACACCACUGUUUAAGGAAAUAUACCUUUGUAAGCCUGCAGAACAUUUUACUUUGCAAGAGAGAAACACACCAUCUUCAAUGAAUAAUUACCAGCUACAGAAGCUCAGCCUAAGUUUACAGGACUUUUUCAGAGUCUUACAAUUAUUUGUGCACCCCAGCAGAAGAACCAUAAAACAAAUUUAAAUAAAAUAUACAUUGCAAAUGGAAUAUUUUGUUUAAAGGCCUUCUUGCUUAGAUGGAAUGGUUAUACCUGUGGGCACUGUAAGUUCGACCACAACAAAAACUGAUUCUGGUCAUCUUUACCAAUAUAAUCAUAAUGUAAAUAAUAAUUUGUAUAUUGUGUUGCAGAUGAAAGUAUUCCAGAGACAGUGAAUAGUAGAAGACCGAAGAGCCUUUGGUUGUUUUGUCUUCUGAUGUCUUCUCUUAAAAUAGCAAUUUUUUCUAUUUUCAUUUCCUAGUGUUGUCUUCCCUGCGGGUGACUGGAAUGCUAAGCACUCUGUUUCGUUUUACAAAUCCACUGUGCCAAAUGAAACUUGUUCCUAUGUAACAGUAAUAGGAAAAAGUAUUUGGAAGGUUUUUUCUUCUUCAUAAGUCUACAGCUAUUAAACAAUUGUGUUCACUUUUUAAUUUUCUUUUACCUUGUCAAACAAUUUAGAAAGCAAUUUGUUGAUAGCAACAUAGCAAAACUGUUAAAACAAGAAAGUUUGAAGGUGUGAGUCACUUCAUACGACAUGUAGAUCAAUCCUCAUGUGAUCUGAAUUUUUUUUCUAGUAUAUUUGUAAGAAAUCUAUUGUAGACUGUUAACUUAUUUCUAAUGGAAUUUAUUUUCUGCUUGAAUUAUUCUAAUAUUUAAGAAAGCCAAUUUUAACUGCUGUAAAAGUGGUUCCCUAUAUGAGAGAAGGGAAGUACUGGGAGCUAAAGACAUUUCUAAUUUAUUGCUUAUUACUUUCUUACUGUUUACAGGAGAAUUAUAAUCCAGUGAUCUACCAUCUUUUACUCUCAAUAAUUAUUAAUCCCUUCAAUGAAACUUUUAAAAAUUACUGAAUUUUUAUACAUUGCAUACAUUUUAUAGGUUUAUUGUGCUUUGUUAAACUAAAAAGUUUGUGUGUUAAUCUGCCUUUUGUUUCCCAAAAAUGUACAGUAAUUCCGUUUCUUGUUUGUAUAAGUAUGCCUGGAUUUUAUUUUUAAAAUGUCAUUGUAGGAAGUAGAGACUUAUAUCACAGCUUUUUAAAUAUUGUAAUAAAGGCAAAUGAAUAUUUGCCCUUAGUUUACUGGUUAAAAGUUUGUUUACAGAAAUUUUCUUGGUGCUUUUAUGUAAAAUGUCAUGGGUGGAAAGAGUAUAGUAGGAACAAAGAUUUUUCAAUGAGGAAACAUAUCUUUGGUUUUGAUAGAAAAUAUUAGAAUUAAAGACUUGCCCCACCAGAUAAGAACUUUGUAAUGAAGAGACAUACAUUCUCCUUAGUUUAAUCUUGCUCUUGUUAAAAGAGUUAUCUGAAUAUAUAAAAUGUUUGAUUCUUAAGGUAAUAUGCUGUUUGUAGCCAUAACUUAAAUUAUGUCUCUUCUAAUCAUGAUUUUAGAACUCCUUGGAUAAUAAAAAUGAGGGUUGAGGUAAUAGGAAAAAAAAACUUUAAGCCAGAGACAUGAAUAUUUUAGGUCAUGAACAUUAUCUUUCUAAGUUUUCAAAACAUUAAAACAUCAGUUAUAAAAUAAUGAUAAUGAAAGAUGAUGAAAUAAACAUGAUGACAAGAAUUGGAAACAUCCAAAAUUAAAGAAUUUUCCAUAAGGCUCAUAAAAAUAUUUUCUAUUUUCAUUUAGAAAAGGAUUAACAUUACUGGUACUUGGAUAACUUGUCAGUCAUAUUAAAGGUGUAUGUGCUUCAAACUCAACUUCAAAAACAUUAUCUUCAAAAUUAUGAUUCAUAUCACUUUUUAUUGGGACAGUUUUUAGAUAACAAAGAUUUCAAAUGUUAAAAGAUACAAAAGUUAGUAUUGUCAUAAACACUGAGUCAGCAAAUUACAUAAGUGUAUGAA
Manis pentadactyla (Chinese pangolin) is the source of this 4032-nucleotide messenger RNA. RefSeq names its product spastin (gene SPAST). The record is from RefSeq and is a predicted model, not a curated record. Gene Ontology annotation, cellular component: microtubule cytoskeleton. NCBI's taxonomy places the organism in Eukaryota, Metazoa, Chordata, Mammalia, Pholidota, Manidae. The transcript has 17 exons. Gene Ontology annotation, molecular function: ATP binding; ATP hydrolysis activity; microtubule severing ATPase activity. The coding region runs from base 169 to 2016 and encodes 615 amino acids.